AUGCUCCCGACCCCCGUCGUGCCCACCCCGGACUACAGCCGAGUGUACGAGCCGGCAGAGGACUCGUUCCUCUUCCUCGACCUCUUUGAGCAGCUGCACGACGCCGGACACUUUGCCAGGACGUCCAGCACGGCGUCCAGGCAGCCCGGCGAGCUGCGAGUCGUCGUCGAGCUAGGCGCCGGCUCCGGCGUCGUCUCCACCUUCAUCGCCGCCAACAGGAUCAUCCCCAACGCCUUCCACAUCGCCACCGACAUCAACGCCACGGCGCUCGAGACCACUCGCAACACCUUUGCCCACAACUGCGGCGCCGGCGCUCCUGCGGAGGCCCCGUUCGACGUCCUCAGGGCCAGCUUGACCGACGCCUUCCGUCCCCACGAGAUUGACGUCCUCCUCUUCAACCCGCCGUACGUGCCGUCCGAGGAAAUCCCACCCGUGCCGUCCGUGCAGGACGAUGCCAGCGACUCGUGGCUCGACCUGGCGCUUGUGGGUGGCCACGACGGCAUGCUCGUCACGGGCCAGGUCCUGGCCUCUUUGAACUCGGUGCUGGCUCCGCAGGGAGAGGCGUACAUCCUCUUCUGCGCCAGGAACAACCACCCGCAGGUCGUGCAGCGGUUCAGACAGAAGAACCCUAAUUUCUCCGUGGACUGCGUCAUCGCCCGGAAAUGCGGCUGGGAAGAACUAGCCAUCUACAGGUUCACCAAACUCUCCUGA
Molecule: messenger RNA, 711 nt
Organism: Pichia membranifaciens NRRL Y-2026
Lineage: Eukaryota; Fungi; Ascomycota; Pichiomycetes; Pichiales; Pichiaceae
Exons: 1
Coding region: 1-711 (236 amino acids)
Biological process (GO): methylation
Cellular component (GO): eRF1 methyltransferase complex
Molecular function (GO): nucleic acid binding; protein methyltransferase activity; S-adenosylmethionine-dependent methyltransferase activity
Source: RefSeq, a predicted model, not a curated record